GCGCACCUGCUGACUUUAAAGCAGCGUGUUCAACUGGGCAUUUAAUUUCAACUUCUACUCGUCCUUUACAUCGUAGUAAUACUAAACAAUUAUAAAUUAAUAUACAUCUGUAACUAACAAACACCCGUAAGAUCAGUGUACGCGAACUGAGUAUAGCGGAGGCGUCAAAAUGAUAGGAGAGGGCAUGGGGACUGGAUCUACGUGAGCUACGCAGGAGAUGACAGCGGCCGUAUGACGCUCGGUUCCGUUGGCUGUUGGGCGCAGGCACAGGUUCGGCGUAUAACCAGGAAGUAAGGAAUUGUUCACGGACGUAACGAACAACUUAUGCCUCGUUACGGUGGUCUCACGUCCGUCUCAGUGGGUUCUCCGUUUCGGAACGAGAUCGUAAUCAGUCGAAUUCGGGUGAGGGACCGCCGUGCCUGUGCAAUGUACACAGCGAUCUGAAUUGUGCACGAUACUGUCAUCGUCCCCGAGGAGUGCUCGUUUUAAACACGGCGGAGUGAAGUGAUGAGCGUUUUCGGGGAUUUCCAGCGUGUCUGGGUACAAAGAUUCCCGGACAGCGCCUUGCCGGCGGCCUGGGAAGAGAACGUCAGGGACAACCUACUCAAGCAUAAACAGAAGGUGUCUGCUCUGAGGGAAGAACUUGAAAAGGAAGAAUUAUACAUAGAAUAUUUAGAGAGAUUGUUAGCAGAUGUCGAGCGCCAUAAACAGUUGGCGAACAGUAGUGCUGCAACCACUCCGGAGAAACAAUCCUCAGACUCCCAAAAUCAGCACUCUGUUCAAACAGAGAAUAAUUUGUCUGGAUCUACGAGCACCGUGGUUCAACACGUGGAGGCAUCGGCACCGCCUCUUCCAGCUCGCGAAGACAUAAGCAAAUUUCAAGACAAAUGCCUCUCUGAAUUGAGCUCCACUCUUAAUUCAAACAAACGACCGAAAAGCGAGAUACCGAGGAGUCCUGAUAAAGUGCCUGAACUUAGAAGAAACAGUGAUCCAGACGUGACAAGCAAUUACGUAACAGUGAUCGAAGUGACCGGAACUUCAAAGAAGGAUAAAAAUGAAGAAUCUCUCAAAGAGGAGGAUGAAAAGGAUUUGGAAAACGCGGUUAACGAGGACGGGGAGGACGGUGAUGCGGAGGCAUCCGAAGAAGAACCAUACUAUGAUUCCGUAGCCUUAGAUCAGACAGGAGAAUAUGUAUAUAUCGAUUCUCGUGUUCCUCCCGUUAGUGGAGUGAACAAUAACGGUAGUAGAGCACCACCGAGGCGACCACCCUCCCUGCCAGAUUCACCGGGGAAUCAAAGCAAUUAUGUCAACAUCGAUUAUUUUAUACAACAGAGGGUUGCAAUGGACAGCGAGGACGAAGAGGGCGCGAAUCCUGCACCACCGAUUUUAUUACGUGCUCUUAGUACUGACAAUGAAACUGGUAGCAGCGAUGCAGAGCCUUUGAGUUUGAGCGAGGGUAGUUUAGAAUCACCGACGCCCACUACGCCUCGUAGGCAAGAGAAAAGCAAAGAUCGCGAGGACGAUAGAACAUCGAUGAUUAAAUGUAUCGUCAACUCCGUAGUGGAAAGUGAAACUAUUUAUGUUGAGUGUUUAAACGUAAUGUUGCAGUAUAUGAAAGCCAUCAAGGCUACGUUGACGACGUCUCAGCCUGUUAUUUCCGAGGACGAAUUCGGCACGAUGUUCUAUAAAAUUCCUGAAUUGCAUGCGCUGCAUCAAACGUUUUUGGAUGGUCUUAGAAAAAAACUCGAGAAAUGGGACAGUAAAACUACCAUUGGCGAACAGUUCAGAGUAAUGGCCAGCAAUAUAGGAUUGUACGGAGCUUUUUUACAUAAUUAUGCUCGCGCUACUGAUACCGUGCGGAGGUGUUCCGCGCAUUCCACGCAGUUCGCAGAAAUCACAAAGGACAUCCGGCUAAGAGGAUUUCCCAAAGGACCAGGAUUAUCUCUCGAAGAUCUUUUGCACAAACCAGUAGCUCGAGUACAAAAGAAUGCCUUAGUAUUGCACGAUCUUCUUAAGCAUACGCCCGUGAAUCAUGCUGAUCAUGCACCGCUGUCAGACGCUCAUGCUAUGAUCAGAAAUUUUCUAGACGAGUUCAACAUCAUUCAAACGAAAUCAAUGUUUCCGAGUCAUGAUAGAGCGCAACGAAGAUUAGUGAAGAACUCAUUCGUGGUGGAAUUGUCCGACGGUCAUAGGAAGUUGAGACAUCUUUUCCUUUUCAACGACGUGAUUGCCUGCGCUAAGUACAAAGCUUCUGGUAGAGAUAAAUUCACGUUUGAGUUGAAGUGGUACGUACCGGUGGCAGAGGCGGUGGUGACGGAAGAUGGAAUAGAACCGCGCGAGACUAGUCCGGCUAAUGUCGUAGCUCUGAGGUCACAAGCAUGUACAGUACGUGAUCAGAUUUUGUGGGAGGAACGGAACGACGAGAAACGAAUUAGACUUGGUGGUAAAGGUUCGGAAAAGAAUAGGAAGAAGCUUGCCGAGCUCGAAGCUCAAUUAGUAUUAGCGUCACCGAAUUUAGUAUUACGCGUAGCGCAUAAAAGUCAGCAGCGUGUGCAAAACUCUUACACGUUCUUUCUAUCCAGUGAAUUUGAACGGUCUCAAUGGGUUGAAGCGAUGGAGGCAUUGCAACAGGUAAUGCGUUCCCAUAUGUACGUAGAUAAGUCAAAGGGUGGACAGCCACCGGGGCCGCUACCGUUAUCGAUGUACGAGUUACAGGCUUGGGUAACAGCUUGUCGUACUUAUCUUCAAACAGAUAUGGGCAGCUAUUUAUUAAGAUCAGGACGCGAUGAAAGUUUGUUAUUAGGCGAUCUCCAUUUGACGUUACUUGGUCUGACGCCGCCAGGUUUAGAUAGAAUCGGAGAUCUUUAUAUUGUUGUGGAGGUUGACAGUUACGGACACUAUUUCAAGCGAGCAAAAAGUCGCGUCGCGAGAGGACAAGCUCCGACCUGGGGUGAAACAUUUGUGGUGGAACUGGAGGGAAGUCAAAACGUUCGAAUCUUAUUGUACGAAGAAUGCGGGUCGCGUUCUGUGCUACGAGGCAAAUGUAUACAGAGAUUGAGCAGAUCUUGGCUGCAGUCUGAUCAAGUAGAGAGAUCGUUGAAUUUGGGCCCGGCCACGUUAGACAUGGCCCUCCGCUUCGUCCCAAGUGAAGUGACGUUGAGGCGGGUACCGUCCGCUAAACCUCAAGGUUUAUUUGGAGCUAAAAUUCAACAAGUGUGCAAACGCGAAAAACGCGACGUUCCUUUUAUCAUAACAGCGUGCGUUAGAGAGGUAGAAAAGAGAGGAGUUGGAGAAGUAGGACUGUACCGCGUUUCUGGUUCGGCUUCCGAUUUAACAAAAUUACGUAAAUCGUUUGAAAGUAACUCGUACGAAGCAGAACAAUUACUUAAAGGGGUUGAUGUCCAUUCCGUGACGGGUGUGCUCAAGUUGUAUCUCCGCGAAAUGCCGGAAGCUCUCUUCACGGAUGCUCUUUACCCGGCAUUCUUGGAAGCUUUCCAGUCGGGCGAGUUAUCGAAAGGUGCUGCGUUAAGAAGAGUCUACGAGGGUUUGCCUGCUGUGAAUAAAGCGGUGAUCGACUUUCUACUCGCUCAUUUGAUACGAGUCAAUAAACACGAAGCUCAGAACAAAAUGUCACUGCACAAUUUGGCGACCGUGUUCGGACCGACGCUUCUACGCCCGGGCACGAACUCGCGAUCGGACGCGAAGAGUCGCGACCCGUUGGCCGCGGGCACCGUCGACGUGAUGGCGCAGGCCGGUAUACUUUACUGUUUCUUGCAGAUACAUAUGCAACAGAACAAUCAGUCACUCUAGUCGAGAGGUUCUUGUUGAUAAUACACAUCACGAGAUGUUACUGCUGGCUCUUCGCGGGUUCGAGAUCGCGCUUGCAACUCACGCUGUAAAAUACGAUUAACGAUUUUUUAUUAUAUAUACAUAUGCAUGUAUAUGUAUAUAUAUAUUUUAUUAGUUUUACUAUAACGCUGAACUAGACGCGUAAGUAGACACACUGGCUUUGACGAAGAAGAGAAACCCCCGAUUGAUGAAAUUUCUUUUGGAACGUUGCAAAGUGGACUUGAAAAUACAAGUACCUUGUAUUUUAAACUCCUUUAUACACAUGUAUUUUAUUCUUAUAUGUAAUUCGCGAAAUUCUAGCCACGAUCUCUUACGUGAUGAUCGCACGUAAAAAUAAAGAGAGUAGGAAAUUUUCGUACGAGAGUCGGAAGGAAGGGAAAAGAGAGAAAACUUCUCCAACGAGAAGAAGACACAAUAAACACGGAAGUCCGGUCACAGACGCAUCCACGCUUUAGAAAUUAAGUACUUUUUCCAAUGGGGCGUGUUCCUAGUAGAGAGUCUAAAUUUUUUUAUGCAUAUGUCCACGAGAAUGUCCACGUAUUCGAGAGAAUCACGUUCCUAAGCGUUUCAGAAAGCACGUUCCUCUAAGAUGCGCGAAUCAAAGCUUUUACAUAGUGUACGCAAAAUAUACUUGCUAUACAUAUAUCACUUUCUACCAAUUCAGGUUUUCUACGGGAGCCAGGUUUUUCUCGCCAAUUAUAUUCUUUAUACGGAUAUUUCGAAGGAAGAUUUGUAAGGAAUAUUAUGAAGCGAACCGAUUAAUGCUGUAAUUAAGCUCACGUUCGUUUAUCCAUGAGACAGUCGAAUUUUUACGAAAAGAGGCACUGAUGAUUUUAUUGAUUCGCUUAAAAAAUUCAAAAGGAAAAUGCUGUUUUAGAGAGAUCUUCCAAGCCUUCGACAAAUGCAAUAUUUUAUAUGUGCAAUUUUAAUGCGUCGUAUUUUUAUUGCGCAUAGACAUACGUACAUUCCUCAUCCAAUCAGGUAGACUACGUUCAGUAGUCCCUCAGCAGCUAUUUUUUAGAUUUGCCAAAAUCCAUAUAUCUCAAGUCUAAACGCAGCUUAAUUAAGCGCAUCACAUGAGAAAGUAGAUUCUGUCUCAUACUUUUAAUGGAAUACUACGAUCGACCCUUUGAAGUAUUGCAUUUUAAAUAAUUCAAAAAAGAAAAUGAUUUUACUUUCGAUUUGAAUUUCUAUAUAGUAUACAUAUAUUCUCUCACUGCCGGUUAACAAUAUUUUUCUAUAACUAAUCUCUAUAUCUUCGUAACAUAUCUCUAUAAAGAGUACUGGAAAAACGUAAAAAUAAACGAACGUAAAUUUCGACUAGAUGUAUGCUUCAAAAGGUUGAACCGAACGGAAACAUUUGGCAGUACAAAUUUAAUACUCGUUAGAAUCCCGCAUCACGCUAUGGACAUUUUGCGAGCUACUAAUACCGUGUAUUACCAAGGUCGACAGACAAGUCUGACAAGUGUUCGAUAAAAAGUGGAGCCGCGCAUAAGAGACGGCAAAAACGUAAACGAAAGAGAACGAGAGAAGAAAUUGCAAAAUGAAAAUCUACAUACAGAAGAAAUAAUGAUCACGCCAAGGUACUUUCCCGGAAGUGUUCUUCGCGCUUUAACAGAGCGGACAAGGCUAUUAAAUUAAUCGUAUGCAUGAUUUCAGCGUGUGUGUGUGUGUAUAUGUAUGUAUGUAUGUAUGUAUGUAUGUAUGUAUGUGUGUAUAACCCGCCCAUGUGUAUUAUAUCGUAAAUAAUUGGAUAUCUUUAAUUUUUAUAUCGCAUUUAGCGUUAAGACGCAUCCCUAUUUUGUACAUUCGUAAAAUGUGUAAAAACAAAGUUUCCGCGAUUGCGACUUCUUCUUCUUAUUAUUAUUAUUACAACUAUAAUUAUUUUUAUUAUUCCACACUUUACAAGUACCGAUUUUGUCAUAGAACCAAGUAUUUGUUAACGUACAUUCGAUUAGGCUAAGCUUACCCGCAGCAAAAUGAUGUACUGCCAAAAGAAGGAACCCUUCAAGUGUAUAAAUAUACUGAAAGUUUAUAAACUUUUCA
This is a messenger RNA of Ceratina calcarata, 5895 nucleotides long. It is a transcript of the gene RhoGAP1A, whose product is annotated as Rho GTPase activating protein at 1A. Bases 508 to 3810 code for a protein of 1100 amino acids. NCBI's taxonomy places the organism in Eukaryota, Metazoa, Arthropoda, Insecta, Hymenoptera, Apidae. The record is from RefSeq and is a predicted model, not a curated record. Gene Ontology annotation, cellular component: membrane. The transcript is spliced from 12 exons. Gene Ontology annotation, molecular function: guanyl-nucleotide exchange factor activity; GTPase activator activity. Gene Ontology annotation, biological process: intracellular signal transduction; positive regulation of GTPase activity.